GCCCGCCGGGAAGGGGCGUGACCGCGCGCGCGCGAUUUGCUGUUCCCGCCCCCCCAGUUCUCGGCGACGUGUCCUUCGGGGCGGCACAACCGGUAAUCAUGGAUCAGGUAAUGCAAUUCGUGGAACCCAGCCGUCAGUUUGUGAAAGACUCCAUACGACUUGUUAAAAGAUGCACCAAGCCUGACAGGAAAGAGUUCCAGAAGAUUGCGAUGGCAACAGCAAUAGGCUUUGCGAUAAUGGGAUUUAUUGGUUUCUUUGUCAAAUUGAUUCAUAUCCCAAUCAACAAUAUCAUUGUAGGCGGCUGAACAUUCAUCACCAAGAACAAGACGAUGUGACAGUUGCUGCAAAGAUUUCAUUGCUUUAACUUGUUUACUAUUAAAUGAGCUCAGUUUGGGUUUUCAAA
Molecule: messenger RNA, 403 nt
Organism: Cuculus canorus (common cuckoo)
Lineage: Eukaryota; Metazoa; Chordata; Aves; Cuculiformes; Cuculidae
Gene: SEC61G
Product: SEC61 translocon subunit gamma
Exons: 4
Coding region: 99-305 (68 amino acids)
Biological process (GO): post-translational protein targeting to membrane, translocation; protein targeting
Cellular component (GO): Ssh1 translocon complex; membrane
Molecular function (GO): transmembrane protein transporter activity
Source: RefSeq, a predicted model, not a curated record